AAAUAAAUAAUUAGACCUUUUUUUUUUCUUGUGGACCCCACAGAGCCUCUCUCCCUCUUCCCUAAAACGCUUCGCCGUCACAGGGAAGCAAAGCAAAAAGGAAAACUAUUUUUUUUUUCAGUGAUAAAUGGGCGCGUAGGAUAAAGCUCCAGCGUACGAUAGCCACAGACUAAAACGAUUAUCGCACCCGGUGAUGCUCGGUGUACUUUGCGCACGCCCCAAGCCUUGGAUCCUCACCUCCUUAUCUUCCUUCGUACACGGCUCGGCCGGUCACCACCACCACCACCACCAUAGUAGUAGUAGUCGCCUCCUCCACGCGCCAAUCCAAUCCGCCGACUUUGCCGGUGGCUACGCGCGCCUCACCCGUCCACGCCACCAUUCCAGUGCUUGUCAGCUUGGCGGCGCCGGUGGCGCCGCCGCCACUGCUGCUUCGAUAUGGCAUGCCAUAUUACCGGCGGCCGGACGGCGGUGCGAUGUUAGGCGCCCGGGCGUUCAGUUCGAGCUGAAAGGUGAGGGGUCGUGGAACGCCGCGUGGGAUGCGAGACCCGCACGUUGGCUUCACAGGCCGGACUCGGCCUGGCUUCUGUUUGGAGUCUGCGCUUGCCUCGCACCGGUUGUCGACUUGCUCGACGCGAAUUCCGAGCCGGUCGUUUCGGACGACAAGGCCAACGUCGUCGUUCCUGAUGAAGUUGUCGAAAGCUCCUCUGGUUACAGGGUUACAGGGGUGGCAGCUGAUGGUCGAUGCCUAUUCAGAGCAAUAGCUCAUGUGGCUUGCUUAAGGAAUGGGAAAGAAGCUCCUGAUGAGAAUCGACAGAGACAACUUGCUGAUGAAUUAAGAGCUCAAGUUGUAGAUGAGCUUUUAAAGAGGCGGGAGGAAAGCGAGUGGUACAUUGAAGGGGAUUUUGAUGCUUAUAUUAAGAGAAUUCAAGAACCUUAUGUUUGGGGUGGAGAACCUGAGUUGAUCAUGGCGUCUCAUGUUCUGAAGACACCGAUAUCGGUCUUCAUGAGAGAUAGAACAGGUGGUUUGGUAAACAUAGCAAAGUAUGGUGAAGAGUAUCGAAAGGUUGAAGAGGAUCCAAUUAAUCUUCUCUUUUAUGGGUAUGGUCACUAUGACAUCUUGGAGACUUUCCCGAACCAGAGUUGCCAGAAACUAAACUAAACAUGUAGAAGUUGGAUAUGGUCUAUAGAAACAUCAUUUGCCCUACAUUCAAAUAAAUUGGAAUAACUGUUGAAAGAGCAUGGCUGAUUUUUACAUAAUGGAAGAAAUUCACCGUGAACUAAAAUCACUCGUUCAUUGGUUUGCUGCGGUGAGCUAAAUUCAAGCAUAAGCUUGUUCAAUUUUUGUAGGUUAAUUAAUUUUCUUUUACAGAAUUUUGAUAUACACAUUGGAAUUCAAUAAAAUUAUUUUCUGGGUUGUUUUGUUA
This is a messenger RNA of Ziziphus jujuba (common jujube), 1424 nucleotides long. RefSeq lists its product as uncharacterized. Gene Ontology annotation, molecular function: cysteine-type deubiquitinase activity. Lineage: Eukaryota; Viridiplantae; Streptophyta; Magnoliopsida; Rosales; Rhamnaceae. The coding region runs from base 194 to 1159 and encodes 321 amino acids. Gene Ontology annotation, biological process: endoplasmic reticulum unfolded protein response; protein deubiquitination. The record is from RefSeq and is a predicted model, not a curated record. Gene Ontology annotation, cellular component: cytosol; nucleus. The transcript has 5 exons.